Molecule: messenger RNA, 14243 nt
Organism: Porites lobata
Lineage: Eukaryota; Metazoa; Cnidaria; Anthozoa; Scleractinia; Poritidae
Source: the annotation of a GenBank genome assembly
AGGACUGUAAGUUUUGCUCCUUUUAUUUGACGUACAACCUGAAAAUCGUGAAUACCGUUGUAGCUGCUGUGCAAACUGGCUACUGAAGGUAUGCUUGAAGAGGUUCUAAAGGAAAACAAAUUGAAAACAUAAGACUAAGCAGUUUUUGCGCUCGGUUCGAAACGAGGUCCUCGAGUUGUCUGAUGCUCAACAGUAUCACGAAGUAGUAUAGUAAGCUGAUCAAUACACAUUAAGAUUUAAGGAAAAGACUUAAGACUUAAAUAUAUAUAGAACAGUGAAUUAGGUAUUCUCAAUACUCAAAAUGUAAGUUCUAAGUUAUAUGUACCUCAUUUUUCUCUCCUAGAUUUAAGAAAACGAAAAGCUUUCGGACCAUACAGUCAAUUUUCCGACGUCAUACCAUAAAUCCCUAAGACAGCUAUCUAAUGCCCUUACGUGCAAGAGUCCGCGGUGAGCUUGCGAGAAAGAUUUCCAUUGUAGACAACAUUCCCGUUCAAUAAGGGUGUGAUAUAUUUACAUUUACCAGAAUUCCUGUUGAUACCGGAUAGACAAAUCGUUAAUCCGACGAAACAUUAAGGCGUUUUAAAGGAGAGUGUUGACUGUAUUAAGCAUUAGUUCUAGAACUGAUCCAUAGAGUGGGAAAAUUAUGAUCCAAUUGAUUUACUGGAUCUUAGGCCCCGCUUAUACGAAGAAAACCUGUCCCGGAUAGAAAGGUGACCCUCCGGCCCAGCCAAGUCAACUUUGGACAGUGUUUAUACGUAUGAGAAGGAAGUCUACCCCUUUGCUCGAGCUAACGGCGAUCGCUCUGAUUGCCUAAACCAGCGCUCGCUUAAGCGCUCGCGCAUUCUCUGGGCUCUGGACUUGAGCGAGGUGACCCGGCUGGGCGAGCCAAAGUGUUUAUAUGGGGAAACGUUGGCCCAGCUAGGAGUGUGACACUACCAUCACAAAAGGGUGACCCGACUCAGCGAGUUAGCCUUUUAGCCGAGCCAACUUUUUGGUUUUGAUUUCGACAUGUAAGCCGCGGUGGUUCGUCAUAAAGAACAAUUGGCUAGCCCUAGCUCGGGUAGGCGGGUAAAUUUUCUACUCGGAAUAACUUUUCUUCAUAUAUAAACGUGACAUUUAAGAUAUUUGAACGUAUAUCAGCAUUGCAUCAACAUUUCUAGGGUAAGCCAUGCAUUUUAUGGAGGAAAACGAUGUACCAACAUUAUUGCACCAUACCAUAGGCACUUAAGCGGGCAAUAAUCUCUUUUUCUAUUGAUAUCACAAUGAUGGUGUCGGUGGCCAUGAAGUCGAUAGAGAUGAUGAUCAUGAUGACGAUGAUGAUAUAAGUCGAUCUUGAUGAUAUUGAUGAACACAGUGGUGUGAACUACGACGAUGCUAAUAGCUUAAUUAAUGGCCGAUGAUUAAUCAUAACAAUGUACUAGCUCAACAGCUGCAGGUUUCUGUGUGUGUUUUUGUUGCCGUUGUUGUUGUCGUUUUCAAUUAUACUUUGAUGAUAAUCAAUUAUUUCUGCAGGCUUUACAAUUGGUGUCAAGUUGAAAUCAUGAUUAUGAAUUCAAGCAACGCUCAUCUACUUUCUUACCUCGUCCUGCUGUUUUGUGCUAUAAUGAGAGUCAAAGCGGUCAAAGACUCGCGCGGAGGACUGGAAUUUAAGGAUUUCAAACUCUGUGGUAAGACUAAUCUUAGAAAAUCAGGCGAACCAAACAAACCACAGACGUAUAUAUUCCAUAAAAAUUGGUGACUGGUUAAUGUUAAGAACCUGGUCUCUCUUGUUCGUUAACUACAUAACCAAGCCUGCCAGGAUUACCGGGAACACGCAGUUAAGCUCAGUUUGAAAGCCAGCAAAACCUGGUUUAUUGAAAUUGACUUGUACCCAUGGCUCCAUUAGGGUACGGGAUUGCAGAACACCACAUACCUACGCGUCUGCAUCUACUUGAAUUAAAAAAGAAUAACAAAACAGCUAGCAAGAGCAUUUGCUAAAUGUUAAAUGCCUCGGUAAGAUAUCUUUCCGCAAUCUCCCACCUCACUCUACCCUGUUCACCUACGGCUAAAAUUCAUACCUGGCUACUUAAUGCUAACCUGCGUUGAGAGAGAGAAUUCCUUCAAGGCCAGAAUUUGCUUGUAAAUUUGCCGACUGGUUUUCCAGUGUCUUCCAAUCGCGUCAUAUUCUCUGCCGCGUAUUCUGCAAUCUAGCAGACAGUUCUAGCGUCGAAACAAAUCAGGAAAUCAUGAUGUUCACGGCCAAAAAUAAAACUACGCAAAACGAGAGCAAGAAAAAGCUGACUCUAAGUAUAAGGUGACGUUUCAUCAUAUCAAGAGUUCAAUCUCUCUUGUCACGAGCCAUUCUCGUUCCCAGAACCCGUCGUUUCUUGGUCACGUGGUCGGGAAACGAGGGGCUCUGGAAGAAACCGUUACCGGAUGUCAGAAAAUUCUGACAUCCGGUUGCGCGUGUGCAGAACUUACAAAUAUCACUGCUCAUGCUCAUAACGGAUUUUUGUCCCUCACCCCUCCACAAGGGGGAAAAUUUUACUUCCUGAGCUCUCUCCAGAGAGUGGCUUUUUUGGGAUGUUUUGAAAAUGCACCACUUCACUCAACUUGGAUUCACUGAUAAUUUGAAGUUAAAAGAAGAAGACAGUAACAGAAACCAGCCGAACACACCUGUUGGUUGCAGAACUGAGACAAUUAAUCGGCAGACAAUCGUCUGAGUUACGUGAGUUUUUUUUUUUUAAAUACGUUUGGCGAACAGACACUGGGAAAGCAUUAUCGCGAAGAUCGAAUAUAAUGCGGGAAAAAGUCAAUCUAAAAAGGUAUCUUUUUCCAUGACCUGCAACUGCUAUCUUACUUCAAAACGCUUUUUUGAAACGAAACCAUUCAUGUGCUGUGUUAGGAGAGUAAAAUAUAUGUUUCAUUUCACUCGAACUGGUUGUGUUUUUUGUGGUGCCGCAUGUCGUGGUUUUAAUUUUGCCCAUGAGCUUUUGUGGACAACACGUGUUAGACAACCAAAGGAUUUACGUCGAAGUAAAUCAAUAUUAAUCAUUUUACCGACCCAGAGUUAAAAACAUAUAUUACAAGGUUUGUCCAGGAGAAUUGACAGUCUAAUACACCUCCAUGGGCUUCCAUGCAUGGCAACUUUAUACAGUACUGUGUGAAUCAAAUUCCAGUUCAGUUCUCUCUGUACAUCAACCCUAACUGAAACUUGAACCCCAUUUUCCUAACCCUAAUCAUAAAACGUCUGGGUCAUUGGGUUUUUAUGGGGGCCAUUCAGUGUUCUGCUAAAAGGGUUUAUCCUCCUAAAGAUUUCAGGUAUCAUCUCCUAACUAAAAAUCAUCAUCAGUACCUAAGAGAGAGAGUUUUCAUUAAUUUUGCUGUCAGACUCAGAAAAUCAUUAAUACCUAAAAAAUGUUGAUUGUGUAGUGACCAUCACCAUAAAGUCCAGUAUAUAUGACCAAACCUCAAAACCACAAAGUGAUUACCAUUGCUGUUUGGGGUUUUGUUUUCUCACCCCUUAUUAGCUUUUUCUUUGCAACGCAAUAGCAUUACUUAAUAUUGGUGGUAUUCAUGGUUUUGUAACUUUCACUGUAUAGGUGAGCUCUUGUCACCUCUGUUGUAGAGGUAUAAACAGUUAUAUGUUUUUGAUUACCGGUUACUAAUAAAAAGUGUUUCCCAGGACACUGGUUUAGUAGGAAGUGAUGGUAACUACGCAAAUGCAUCCAGAGAGAAACCUGUUAAGCACCACUUAUGAGCUCAUGGGCUACACAUCUUUGUAAGAGGUUUUAAGGUUUGUUUUUUUCUUAGGGGAGGGCUUCACAACUAGGGGGACAUUUUUUCUUGUUGACCGGUAAAUGGGCUUAUAACUGGGGGGCUUAUAAGUUGGCUGGGGGGGAAGGCUUAAAAGCAGUAGUUUAUGGUAGACUGUGCCAGACAUUCAGGUAUUGGGGAAGGUGCAAAGAGAACAAAACUAAAAAAAAUCCUGCUUUUUUAAUGCUCUACUUCUCACUAUCUGAAUGCCUAGAACGGGUUACCAUAAGCUAUAUAACUGUACUUUCUUAUCUGGAACAGUGAAAUGUAAAGUGAUAUAUACAUUGUAUAUAGACUGUAUGCUUUAAGAGAUCCCCCGAUUAAGAAGUACACUUUGAGUAACAUACGACCCAAAAGCAUUUUCUAGGGUAGCGAGACCUGCAAGGUUUGAAAUUGGGGAUAGAACUUUGGAUCAGGCCUGAAAUAGGAUAGUGAAAAUCACAUAGUUUGGUAAAAACUUAGCAAGGCAAGAAGCAUACUGUGAGGUGAAUCUGAACUGAUUUUUGGAGGGUAGUGCCCCAAGCCCAAUCCCCACCCUCUGCAGUUGUAUUGAAACUGGAUGUGUUGCUUUUUAGAGUUAAACUACAAUAUCUGCUCACAGGUUUUGAUAAUUUAUAAUUUUUUAGUUCCCUUAAAAUUCAAUAUUUUGUGUUAUAAGAUGAGGCCUCCAACUGGGAAAAAUUUUUACCAGAACUGAAUCAUUGACCAGUGGAAGGUUUUAAUUUGGUUCAUCAUUAUUUGUCAAUAACCAAGUAAACUAAGAUCCCCUAUGCUUCAGUAAGCCAAUGCUGUGUGCAAGCUCAAGGAGGGGUGGAGAGCUGGUAUGGUUAGGAUUGGCGAGGAAAUAGAGAUUACUUCAUGGUUGGUGAGUGCGUACGAUUUUUAUUCACGAGUUGUGAAGAAUCGAAAACGAACGAGUGAGCGCAGCGAACGAGUGAGUUUGCGAUUCUUCACAACGAGUGAAUAAAAAUCGUACAAGCGAACCAACCAUGAGGUAAUUUGUUUAUUAUAUAUGUACUGAGAUAUUACAAAAUAAUGUUAACAACUAUCAAUUGCGCGGUGAAAUCAACACAAAGACCACAACGAGUUGCGAAUGAUUUUAUUCGAGCAAACUGAACGUACAAAACUUCCUACAACAUUAAAGUUAUUCAAUGACUCUGAAGAAAGUGGAACAAAGUCUACUUUUAAAAGAUUCUUUAACUUUAAAUAACAAUGAAAAUUUUCAGCUUUAAAUAUCGCCGUUCAAAACCGUAACUAAGAUAUAAAAUUUGAAAAAGUUGACUGUUUUGUAAAUCUAAUUAUAGUAAUGCAUGCAUUCUAAUCAGAGUCAGAGUCCAGUACUUUUAGCCUUUUGUACCUCUUUGGAGAAGACUUUACCUCAACUUCUUGGAUUGCCAACUUCGGGGAUUGAUUGAGGCUGUUAAUAGAAAUGCUGAAUUGACCUCCAUGAAUAACAGCGCCCGUGAAAAGCGACAUCGCUUGUUGGUGAUGAUCUGCCGCCGAGCGACCCGCCGAGCUAGCUGAAGGAUCAGUGGAGCAUUCUCCAACUUGAGAUGAAUUAGUUUUCUCUAAGCUAUGCACAUUCCCGGACAUCAGUUCACUUAAAGUACGAGACAUUUUUACUUGCUGUUUUUCAGAAACUACAGAAUAAUUUGUCACACUUUGAAGAUUUUUAUGUCCCGACAGUUGAAUAAUAUCUGUCGCUGGGAUGUCGUUGUUUGUUAAAGUUUGGAUCAUUGUUUUGCGACCGCUAUGGUUCUUUACAUUGGGCCCCAGCCCGGCUUUUUCUGCCAUUUUUUUCAUUAACGAAUUCAGCUUGUUCACGCCAACGGCUGACUUUUUAAACCAUGGUUUGGAAGAAUCUUGUUUUUUACAGUUAUUUACUGCUAGAUAAAAUGGCGCGUUGUUGUCGUUCAUUUCCGACGGUCUUUUCUCCGCGUAGAAUUUGUAAACAGUGACGGGAUCUCUUUCACUUCCCUGAACCGAAAACAUUUUCGGUUUUAUUUGCCUGACAUCUCUGGAAUUUUCUCCGGUUCGAGUCUUAGUUUGUCUCUCAGUAUACUCUAAAAAUUCCUCGCCAUUUGUAGUUUGGCGUAGUUGCACAUCGCCCCAACACAUGUCUCUGUGUUCCUUACAACCACGGAGACCGAAAUAGACUGUGUUGUUGAACCAAACUGUAUUCAGUAGAGCCUCAGGAGUUGACUUUCCUAACAAUCCUUUGUCAUACAGCAGUUUUAUGUCAUCUUCUGUGAGGGGAACUGAAGCGUUUGGUUUAUCGCCUUUGCCUUUCUUCUUGAGAUCUCUUUGUUUUGAUUUUAAUGCCGCUCGUGCUUUUUCAAACUCGACGUCUCUCAUAAUGCUGUAGCCGUAAUUCUUCUUCUUUAAAUACCGUUCAAAACUGGCCAUCAUAGCACGCAAGGAAGUGGGUUCGUAAUCUUCGUUGUUUUCUUUCUUUCUUACUGUUAUGAUAAAUUCGCUGAUGAAUGAACUCAGUUCGUGUGGGGGAAUUUCUUCUACAGGCCUUGACUCAUCUUUUAGCCUCAAAAACUCCUUAAGCAAAGCAACAUUCUGUUCAGUUUUCUUCCUGGAGUUUUCGUUUUCUUGUCCUUCAAUAAAUUCCUCUACUGAAGUUAUAUCUGCAAACCUUGAAUUGCUCGAAGAAGACGCCAUGGUUUUCCUUUUGCCUAGUGACGCCUUCAGUGAAAGGCGGGAAAAUCGAUACGAUUUUUGUCACUAGUGAAAACUUUCGUCUGCGGGUUGUGAUUGGUCAUACGGUAUUUUUCACUAGUGAGAAAAAUCGUACAACCAAUCAUCCUCGGAGACCCAGGGGCAGAUAGUGGGGACGAGGGAAAGUCCAAACGGGCGGAAAAAUGUGGCGUGAAGAAAAGUAAAGAACGGCGAGAAGAGCCCCUGGGGACAACGUCUUACCAGACCAGUUCCAAACGGUCGCCGCAGUUCUGGCUUCUGAUUGGUGCCAGAAAACUUGUUUUUUUCUGGCACCAAUCAGAAGCCAGAGCGGCGGCGACCGUUUGGAACUGGUCUGGUAAGACAUUGUCCCCAGGGGCUCUUCUCGCCGUUCUUUACUUUUCUUCGUUCCAUAUAUAUUUUUCCGCCCGUUUAGACUUUCCCUCGUCCCCACUAUCUGCCCCUGGGUCUCCGAGGAUGACAACCAAUCAGAUUGCGUGUACUCUGCAACGCAUCAUUUUUAUUUGACAUAUUCAUUUUGCAGUAAAUCUCAGUACAUAUAUAAUAAAAUAUGAUAUUACUGUUGAUCAAGCUAUAAUGUUAUCCACGCUAUCAAAGGUGACAUACUGCAAAAUCCAGUUGUUAUCAUCAACAACCACUUACCCCAAUAUGAUGCAAAAUAGGCUACUCUAGGCCUUGUUCCUUUAUCAUUUUAGUUAUUAACACCUCAGUUGUCCCUAACAUUGUCGAAAAAUCUAGACCAGUUUUCACAUAUGUAUGCCUUAAUUAUAAACAGUUAAGUUUUCUUGUAUUUUGGAAUUCUUAAACCAAAAAGGUUGAGAACAUUGUGCUACCUUAUGUAGUGAUCAGAUAACAUAAUAAAUUAUUAUUUAUCAAGAAAAAUUGUGCAAAAGCUGCUUCUUCGUUAACUGUUCAUCAGUUAUAAAUAACCCCAGAGCCCCUUGUUUAACUUUGUUUAAAUGCCACACGACUGGAAGCCAAGCAAGGACUGUUAGGAUGAGAAUAUCUUCUUGCAAAACAUUUGUAACAAGUUGGCCACAUAGCCUUUCCUUUCACAGCCUAAUUCUUACUGUUAAAAUAAAAAUUAAAAGAAGGUCUCCGAAUUAUCUAAGCAUGAUUCAGUUAAGCAUUAAUUAAGAGGAAGAAAAGGUAGAUUGGAAAGAGUACUUGCUCUAUCAUCUUUACACAAUUAAAAAAUUGCCUUUUGCAUGCAGCCCAAAAUGAUUCAUAAUCAAUUCAGUUCUGGCUUUGUGCACUGCCAUCAGUGGUCUAAUGAAAUAAAGGCAUAUAACAAAAAAUAUUAUCUUGACCUUAGAAUAGCAAAGGAGAUGCUCUUUCAGCAGAAAAUACAAUAAAUUGAAAACACACUGCAAUAAACUUAACGUACAAGUCAUAUCAUUACUGUAAUGUAGUCGGAGCUUGAUUUCCUUUCCUACUGUAAUGAGCACCGACGAAUAUCCAGAGGAAUAUAGAAAAACUGAUUACACUAAUUAAUAACGCCAUACAGGUACAGAAUGAAUCGCUUGAUUUUUAAGGAGCAAGGAGCAACAGCAAGAGCUAACUAACCAUUACUCCUCCUUUCAGUUCCCCAGAAGAUGCGACGGUCGAGACGCGCAAAGUUUAGGGCACAACGAAGGCAAUACUUUCUUUACCAAGGCUCGUUGUCUUCGUAGAAACUUCUCAAACUUUACCUGCAAUUCUCUUCUUCACUGCUAUUGCAUAUAAACAAAACAGGAUUGUCGCAAUCACAGGCAUUUUAUGUUUGCAGGUCGAGAGGGCACGACGUAAAAUGUUAUGCGCAGUAAAUUAUAUUUUUAACUUGCUUUGCGGACUCAAUUGCCUUCAGCCAAUGAAAAAAUUCGUAUUUUCCGUUGCAUCCAGAGCCACUGGUCGGUUACAAAUUAAGCCGAGUGGCUCUGGAGACGAGAAUGGUCACGAGCUAUUGGUCGUGUUUGGCUUUUCGACCCCUAAUUCAAAUCGGACUGAUCACAAACUGCGUAAGAAGCUAGCCAAUCAAAAACAGCGACAUAUGUCCUUGUGACUCUACGGCAUUCGAACACGAUAUUGUGCACUAAUUUGCAGACGCUCUAUACAAGGUUUAGAAUGUCUGCGACGCAGGCAACGUAAUGCAAAAGUUGUCAAAACAGUUUCCCCUCCCCCUUGCCUAAAAAAGGAAGAAGAUAAAAUAAAAUAAUGACUGAUUUAAUGUUUUUUUUCUUUCUGGGGUAUCUUAUCAGUAGUUAAGAUCGUCUGUGCAUCCACUUGUAUCUUUACAAGUAAUAAUUCUUAGCUAAAUAAAGUCGCAACUCAAGAGGAGUUACACAAUGGCUCAAACUCUCAUUGGGAGUAAGACCAAAUGCACCAUCCUUGACCCGUCUAUUGCAACCCGAAUGUUGUCACGCCAACUUCCUUAAAGCGUUACGCACACUAAGAAUAAAUAUCACUAUUCGUAAAGAAGGCAUAAAAUCAUAUUUCCAAGCAAAUAUCCCAUUAAAUUUUUAAAUUCUAAAACACUUAUAUUUGUCGUUAAAGACCCAAGAGAUAUGCGACUGAACUUUCAAAAAAUCAUCAAAACUAUAAUUACCAUUGUCUUAAAAAUUUAAGUUUUGUUCUAAAAUUCAAGAAGAGCAAGUGAAGAGCUAAUACAAUUGUGACCUUCACUUCAAUAUUGCUAACUUAAUUCCACUAUGUCGACUACUGGAAUCACAUAGCAAUAGCAUCACGGCAAGCCCGGCUUUUGACCUUCCCUUCGACUAUACUGGGGCCAGGUCAUUUAAGUUUAAAAACCAAACGUUUGGAUUCUUGGGGCAAUCUUUGGAAGAUGGCAAUUUAUACCAUUCAUAUUACAUCCACGAUCUUCAUUGCUAGUCCUCCUUGUGUAUGAAUAGUUUUUUUCUAUAAUCUGUCAUCAUUACAUAAUCGGCAAAAAAUGGUCCUAAAUCAAAAAUGAGGGAUUUAAUUUUACUGUCUUUCAACAACUGACAACAUUUAAAAGCUGAUGGAAUGUUUUGCGUGUUGGGUUUUCAAAGCCAUCUUUGAGAAUGACUCACCUAUUUUGUACUUCCGGAAAGAGACUCUUGUAUGAGAUGAAGUUUUGCACCAAUUUCCUUAACAAUGCUUGUAGACUUCAUAAAAUCGGUGCUCUUUUCUAGGGCCCAGUAAUCCAAGCAACACAGAAUUCAAACUUUCUCCUUGGCCAUUCAUACCAUCUAAAGCACUAUUCAACCUCACUAUUGCAUUCACGCCAGGUAAGACCUUAGUUGAUCUCAUUGAUGAGUUGUUACUACUCUUGAUUGUGCUACCUAGAACAUAUACAAAAAAAGUGGUUUAUUCUAAUGACAGCUUUAUACACUGCCGUGUUUUUAUGUUUGUUUUUUUCUCCUCAGUUUUUGAAAAGGACCAGUUAACUACACUCUGUAAAAAAAACAAUUAGUAAACUUGGAUCCAACUUUGAAAAUAUAUCGGGACUUGGGUGGGGUCCCGAAAAGUCGCGAAAUUUUUCAGACGAUGUUGUGUGAUGAGAGGCAAGUUUAUUCACCCACCCCCAUUUCUCAUAACAAACAAACGUUAAUCAAAAUGACACAUUUACUGAUUUUAAGGCUUUCCAGUGUUGUCGAAGAAUUUUUGCUGACUGGUUAAUGUCAAAAGUUAUAAGAAAUAACCUUGGAGGACUCUAUUGCAACAUCAUGAUCAGACGCACACUUUCAAACACUGUAACUAACACUGUUCUCUAACUGUUCAAUAUCUUUUCAAAAGCUGAAGACAUUUUUGCCGUGACAUCAGAGUACAUAUUGUUGUCAGAACCGGACGGUCGAAUACUAGCAAGGGGGAGGGAUGACAUGUGUGGCCAGGAUUUGAACUUAUGCACCUUAGCGGCAGGUGGUAAGUAUAAAACAAUAGCUCACAUAAUCACAGCAAAACUCAUAAAUACUCCGUGAGCAUAUUUCCCUGUUAAAUGUAAAGAUUAAAUCACUUCUAAUGGAUGGACCUGAUCAGACCUGGUAAAAUUUCCUAACUGAAACAGGGGAGGGAUUUGGAUGAUUUAAGCAAUUAAAUACUUAUUAAGAUGAACGUUUUACAUAAAGAAUAUUAAGAACGUUAUAUAAAAAAGAAUAUCUGAAAAGCACAAUGAUGGGAAAAAGCCAAGAGAUGUUCAGCCUAAAACUAACAAAAAGUCGUCCAUACAUGUUAGUAUAGGUCAGAGCCUUCGAUUGUUGACCAGGUAAAUUUAGGUUUUUGUUUGACCCAAAAAGUCAAAUUAUGACGUCACAAGAACUGACGUCACCAAAUUGGGUUAAAUAAUUUUUUUAAUUUCAACGUCAAACUUAUAUUAUCUGAAAGAGAAUUACUUUAGAAUGGAAGUAAAACCGUUUUAUGGGAUUUAAAAGAUAUCUUAUUGCACCCCCAGGAAUCAUAUUUUUUCCUUAAAAUCGAAUCCUUUGGUUUAAUUUUAACACUUUUUUGUAAAAUAAGCUGAUUUUCCGGUAACAUGAAUCUUUUAUAGUUGCUAAAAAUCGUAUCGUUUUAGAUUUUCGUUCUUUGACGCAAAAACGCAAAUUAAGGCAAAACAAAAAUAAUCACGUUACCUUUUAAUGACGUCACAAAUCUGCUUUCUUGGUUUUUGUGCAGUUAGGAAUUUUCUUUUUUAAAAUUUUUUUGUUCUUUAGCUUUCGACAGUAAAGAUGCGUUAUGUUAAAAUCAAAUAACAAUGGUGACGCGACAAUAAAAUGCUUAAAUUUAGAUUUAUUUAACGAGGGGGUACAGCGUUUUUGUGCUACGAUUUUAUCCAAAUUCAAACGUUAUAUUUCAGUUCAUAUGUAAGAUAUUAGAAAAUUUUGUUCAUCUUUCAACUCCUCGUGAAUAGUUCUUUUAAAAUUGAUAUAAAAAUACAACGAUUCUCAAAUUUGAAAUUUACGUAUGAAUGACGUCAGCAAUUAUGACUUCAUAUAUUAACAUUUUUGACGUCAAAAUAUACGCCAAAUUGAUUGGCUCAACAUUUUGGUAAAGAAAACGUGAGAGCUAACAAAGUUAUUGUAAAUAAACCCGAAUUGAGGUGAUUUUUCCCCAGUGUGAUUUAAAUACGUUUAUUACUAUUAUUAUUAUUAUUAUUAUUAUUAUUAUUAUUAUUAUUAUUAUUGUUGUUGUUGUUGUUAUUAUUAUUAUUAUUAUUACUAUGAAACUUUUUUUAAGGACUUUUUUUUAAAGAAAUAGGAAUUUGGGAAUACGAGAUUUCAUUCUUUUUAACUUGUCUUUUUUUAAUAUCAGAGAUGGAUUGAUGAUUCCUUUUUGUAAUGACCUAAUUUAAAACUCUGGACCGCCCGCAAGAGUUAUUGAUCGCAUCUGAGCAGCAAGGAAUGUUUUUGGGAAAUCGUUAUUGACACAGUGAUUGUAUUUUUAUGAUUCAUAUAAUUCUUAAUGUUAUAUAGCGCUUAAUUCUUACUUCAAAUAUUUCUGUAAAUUAUGAACAUAUUUUUAAAGUUCAAUAAAAUUAUUAUUAUUAUUAUUAUUAUUAUUAUUAUUAUUAUUAUUUGUUUGUCCUUGGGUAGAAAAGUAUGUCUACAAGUAUUCCGAUAGAAUGAGAGCUUUCCCACCUGGUUUCAAGGUAAAUAUAGCUCUAUUUUUUUUUCUAUCAGCAACUACUUAAAGACGCUAUAUCACGCUAUUUGCUAUGAAUAUUUUUUAAAAUGUUAAAACUUUAUCAGUUACAUUCUGUGAAUUCCAAAGAUUUUGGUGCAGUUUUGUUAUUUGAGACUUUAUAUUUCGACAGACCUCUCGUCUGCUCGGCAAAGGAUUCAGUCAAGGAUGGACAUGCCGGCUCCCGACAUGGAUUGAAACUUGAAAAAGUUGGGCCCACUUUUUCAAGAUUUAAUCUGCCUGCAAAAAUCACCAAACAAUUUAUUAUGGUUCAGUGCGCACUGACGAAGUUUGUUUGAUAUAUUUUUUACAGCUCUACAGGAGCAUUUCGUGUAUGGAAAACCCGGGGGGUUACUCAACAAAUGUUUAUACGGGGAGGCUCUGCCCCGAGCUCCAACCCCUUAUAUGAUGUUUUCCCAUGGUUAAUGCAUGGGCACCCUUUUAUAUAUCAUUUUUCAAGAAAAAGGUACCCCUUUCGUAUAAAACAACCUGCCGUCGCUUUCGGCCGUUCACCAAACCUUCGUGACAUACUCGUUCGUGCGAAACUCGCCAACAUCGACAACACAUCCAAGCCCCCUGCCAGCACAUUCCGUUUGUCGCAACUCUAGACAUGACUGCCUCACCUCACUUUCAACAACACGGGAGAAACAAGACAAAUUAAACAUCACAUUACUAGUGACUCAACAAACCUAACAUAUAUGAUCCAAUGUAAAAGAUGCAAAAGACAAUAUGUAGGUGAAACUAAAUGCACAUUUCGUGAACGCUUUAAAGAACAUAGACAAGCAGCAAACAAUCCACUCCACGCAAACGCCACAGCAGCAGUCCCUUCCCACUUUAAUCAACCUGCUGGCCACUCCAUCGCAGACAUGGAACUUAUUCUGCUUGAAUUACAAACCACCCUCAGCAUGUCACGCCGAAAGGAAAGAGAAGCGUACCUCAUAGAUAGAGGCAAAACCCUGUUACCAGACAGUCGUAACCGAAGGAAUGAACAUUGAACUGUUUCUAUUUCUAUUUUUAUUGCAUAAUCAUUUACCUGUAUAUUAUUCUGUAGUUAAUUAUUAACCACUUAUGUGAAUUUUCAAGAGGAACCAGUCAGCUAUAUUUACGUGUUGCGUGGACCUACGCAUUCAAACAAUUUUUCCUUUCGUAUACCUUCUAUUGACAAAUGAUACCCCUAAAACUUUGCAUCCCUUAUAAUCGCUGUAAAUGCACUGUCUUUUAAAUAGAAAUCAAUCAACAACAAUAGAACGUCUUCUCGAAUUUAUGAAGCCAUAAAAUUCAUCUGCUAGCCCCUUUUGGGCCCUUUCACAGACCCAAAUGACAGAUUUCCCUACCCUUUUUUAUACAUCAGCUGGUGAAAUCCCUACUCUUUCAUAUAUCUGAAGCCUGAAAAAACGGACAUCCCUCUCGGGCAGGCGGAGCCUUCCCGUAUAGGCGAUCAUAGGGAGUACCCCCCCCCCCCUCACCUCCAGGGAUGGAAAACGCAAUAAAGAGAAUGACUCCAGUAAAGAAUUUACCUUAUCCUUGUGACAUAGCCCUUUUGACAGAGUUUGUUUUUAAAUAAGCUAAGUUAAGACUUACACUUCUGCUCUGGAUUCUGCUGCGACCUGCCUCUUUCAAGCACAACUCCACUGCUUAUCAUUUUUAAUUAUUUUUGUCGCUGUGUUUACUUGUCUGAUAUUUCAGAUGACGGCGAGAGCAAAAGGAAAACUCUUCAAUGAGGAGCACAUCCCGUUUUUCUGUAUUGAAGGGUUGAUCACGAUAACAUGACAAGGAAGUCUUCAUCCAUCGGAUAACAGUAGUUCACAAUAGUAGUCAGACAGGCAGAUCUGCAAAUGCGAUGCGGUAGCGGCUCUCCUUAAGGCCAGGGAACACUCUCACAAGCGAGCAUCUCUAGAUCUACUUGGUAACGAACUCUAUGGUAAAAUGAAUAGGGACUAAAUAGUAGGGUUUAAUAUUAAAUAGAGAUUUUCCCGGUUAAAAGCGGAAGAGUUUGUCAAAAGUUCCAACUCUAAUAAUUUUUUUAUCUCAAUGUAUGUAAUUCAACUAGACUAACCAUUUAGAGCGAAAUAAAGACUAAUUGUUUAAUUGAAACCCCGUUGAACUGA